Drosophila elegans is the source of this 823-nucleotide messenger RNA. Its product is annotated as protein sym1. Gene Ontology annotation, cellular component: membrane; cytoplasm. NCBI's taxonomy places the organism in Eukaryota, Metazoa, Arthropoda, Insecta, Diptera, Drosophilidae. The record is from RefSeq and is a predicted model, not a curated record. The coding region runs from base 116 to 784 and encodes 222 amino acids. The transcript has 5 exons.
CUCGCAGCCAAGGCUGCAAAUAUUGUCGCCCUCUCCCGCUCACUCGGCUGAGGGUCAAGAUCGGUGCGAAGAAAUGCUCCCCGAAGCCUAAUAAUUGUGCAUCCCGCCGAAUGCCAUGUUCGAAUUUAGAAUCUGCUCUCAUUGCACGGCUAGUUUCAGUGCGGCGUUCGGCGAAAGCGAAUAUUGGCAUCGAGAUCUCCAUAUUUCACAGUCCGAGAUUGCGAUGACGGGCCCACUGCUGUGGCAGAACCUCAAGGUGUUCGUCACCCGCUACCCGAUAAUGCGCGGCAUGAUAUCCUACAGCCUGAUCUGGCCCACUGGCAGUCUCAUCCAGCAGACCGUGGAGGGCAGGCGCUGGGGCACCUACGACUGGUGGCGCGUGCUCCGGUUCAGCAUGUACGGCGGCCUCUUCGUGGCGCCCACUCUCUACGGCUGGGUCAAGAUCUCCAGCGCCAUGUGGCCGCAGACGUCGUUGAGGACGGGCGUCAUCAAGGCGGCGGUUGAGUCGAUCUCUUACACCCCGGGCGCCAUGACAUGCUUUUACUUCAUCAUGAGCCUGCUGGAGUCCAAGACGGUGGAGGAGGCGGUGGCCGAGGUCGGCAAGAAGUUCCUGCCCACCUACAAGGUGGCACUGUCCGUAUGGCCUCUGGUGGCCACCAUCAACUUCUCCCUGGUCCCCGAGCGCAAUCGUGUGCCCUUCAUUAGUGCCUGCAGCCUGUGCUGGACCUGCUUCUUAGCGUAUAUGAAGCACCUGGAGCACCAUGAGGUGGAAGGCGCUAUUUAGUGAUCGUAUUGUUUUAAAAUAUAAUGGUAGUUAAAAUAA